Knipowitschia caucasica is the source of this 1416-nucleotide messenger RNA. The record is from the annotation of a GenBank genome assembly. Lineage: Eukaryota; Metazoa; Chordata; Actinopteri; Gobiiformes; Gobiidae.
AUGCACCUGAGAGACCCAGACCCAGACCUGCAGGUCAUUGGAGCAGCCUUCAUUCAACACGAGUGCUACAAUGACAGUGAUGCCAAAGAUGAGGUCCGACGAUUCAAGGGCAUAACAGAACUGAUCAAACUGUUCAACAGUGAGAGCCAGGAGGUGCAGCGUUAUGCCACCGGCGCCACUCGGAACCUCAUCUAUGAAAGCAUGGAUAACAAGGUGGCUCUGAUCAAUGAGGGCGGCAUCCCAAACCUGGUAGGGGCCCUGAAAGACCACGACCACGAGCUCCACAAGAAUAUCACUGGCAUUUUUUGGAACCUGUCUUCCAAAGACAACCUGAAGGAGAAAUUGGCCAAAGAGAUCCUUCCAGAGCUGACGGCGCAAAUCCUGAUUCCGCUGUCCGGAACUGGGAAGACCGAGCCCAUCGUGCAGAGUCCGUCUGAGUCCGAUAUCUUCUACAACACUACAGGCUGUCUCAGAAAUCUAAGUUCUGUGAAUGAGAAGACACGUCAACAGAUGAGGGAAACCCCUGGCCUCGUAGAGUCGCUGGUGGGAUACAUACAGGCUUCAAUUGAAAGUGAAAAGACGGAGGAAAAAGGAGUAGAAAAUUCUGUUUGUGUCCUGAGAAACCUCUCCUAUCAGAUUUAUAAUGAAAUGCCUCCAUCUGCUUUGUUGCGCCUGGAAGGACCAACCAGGGGCCAGGACACAGGGAAAGCUGAGCCCAUUGGCUGCUUUACACCUCAGAGCAAGAAGGCCAAAAAGAAACAAUUGAAUGUGUCUACGCUGUCGGAGGGAUCCAGAAUCCCCAAAGGGGUAGAGUGGCUGUGGCAUCCCCAAAUCGUGUCUCUUUACAUUAAAGUGCUGCGUCAGUGUGAGAUCAACUUCACCACACGAGAGGCCGCGGCAGGAGCCCUGCAGAACAUCACAGCCGGAGACAAACGGUGGGCAUCUGUGCUGAGUCAGCUGGCUCUGGAGCAGGAGCGUGUGCUGCCCCUUCUGCUGGACCAACUCAGGACCGACAACGACCCGGAGCUGCGGUCCCUCACCGGCCUGUUGAGAAACCUGUCCCGCCACACCAAGGACAAGAACGACAUGGCUACAAAGGUGGUGAAUAACCUGGUGACAAAGCUCCCGGAGGAUGGGAAUAGCAAAGAGCUGUCCAGCGACGCGGUGGUGAACAUCUGUGGUAUCCUCAACAACCUGGUCACCAGCAGCUACAUCGCGGCCAGAGAUAUAACCUUUUUUGACGGUUUGCCCAAACUGAUGGGCAUCCGAAACUGCCAUGACGGCUCCGUGGGAAAGGUUAAGGCGAGCAAAGCAGCAGCCACCGUUCUCAAUAACAUGUAUCAGUACAAGAAACUGCACAAAGAUUAUAAUCAGAAGCACUAUGACAGAAAAGAUUUUAUUGACGAUUCCAUCUGA